This is a messenger RNA of Zingiber officinale, 1343 nucleotides long. RefSeq names its product TLD domain-containing protein 2-like. The transcript has 8 exons. The record is from RefSeq and is a predicted model, not a curated record. The coding region runs from base 109 to 1203 and encodes 364 amino acids. NCBI's taxonomy places the organism in Eukaryota, Viridiplantae, Streptophyta, Magnoliopsida, Zingiberales, Zingiberaceae.
GUUCAAUGAGCAACGCCAGGAACACGUCAAAUCCAUAAGGCGAAAUAAGAGAAAAUCAAACAACCGCCGCCCACCACCUGCUCUCCUCGCCCCGCUUCCGUCGGAUCGAUGGGGUACCUGCCUUCACUUGGCAGCAAAGCGGUGCACUUGGUCUCCGACAUCACCACCGUCCUCCUCAAUCCCCUCUCCGCUGAUUCUUCCAGAUCCCAAACCCAAUCUGAAGAGGAUCUGGAAACUAUAAAUCCUGAGAAGGAAGAGACCGAGCAUAAAUCUGAAGCUCCAGAUGGACCUGAUACAUCAUCGUUUGCUGCUUUCUUAGUCUCUUUGUUGUCGUCUUCAAACCCAAGCAAUCAUCCUACUGGAGAUCGAAAUGACCAUUAUGCAGUAGCAGAAGAGAUGGCAUCAACAUCUGCACCCACUGAAAGUAGUGGAAGGAAGUCUUUAUUCACUAGAGUCAGGAGAACACUUGGAAAAGCUAUAAACAAGGCAGUCAAAAUCAGCGGAUUGAGUCAGAUUUCAGAACCAAAAGUUGAGAAUAGAGCAGCUAUUGAGCCAGAGUUGACUAGAAGCAACUUAACACCAGUUGCAGUGACAAGGGAUGAUACUUCGCACUUUGAUCUACCAGACAUGUCCGAACCAUCGAUGCUUCUCUCAGAUAAUAUGCGUGCUGCCCUAUACUUCUCAUUGCCAACAUUAACUAAAGGGUCAAAUUGGCUACUUCUUUACAGCACAUGGAGACAUGGGAUUUCUUUAUCGACUCUUUACAGGAGAAGCGCACUUUGUCCUGGUUAUUCUCUCUUGGUGGUUGGGGAUAAAACCGGUGCUGUUUUCGGUGGCUUAGUUGAAGCACCACUACAACCAACCAAUCAAAGAAAAUAUCAGGGAACAAAUAGCAGCUUUGUUUUCACUGAUGUAUCUGGAAAUCCUGUAAUAUUUCGGACUACCGGCACAAAUCACUAUUUCACACUUUGUUCCUCUGAUUCCUUGGCAUUGGGCGGGGGUGGUCACUUCGCACUAUACUUGGAUGGAGACCUGUUGAAUGGAUCCAGUUCUUCUUCAGAUACUUUCGGCAACUCCUGUCUUGCCCACAGCGAAGAGUUUGAGGUGAAGGAGAUUGAGUUGUGGGGCUUUGCCUAUGCUUCCAAGUAUGAUGAGAUGCUGGACUUGUGUCGAACCGAAAAGCCUGGAGUCCUCAGGUGGUGAACUUAAAUUGUUGUGAGUCGAAAAGAAUGCCAGAAAGGUUGUUGUUUUUGUUGAUUACAUGAAUUGAGUGUUUACAAUGUAAAUAUGCUUUUAAUGCAAGUACAAAACUCGAAUAAUACGUUACACACUCGUUCUUGAUU